This is a messenger RNA of Ciona intestinalis (vase tunicate), 1535 nucleotides long. The record is from RefSeq and is a predicted model, not a curated record. NCBI's taxonomy places the organism in Eukaryota, Metazoa, Chordata, Ascidiacea, Phlebobranchia, Cionidae.
AACAAAGGUCAACUUUCUCUGUAAAGUCUAAAAUGACAGUGUGACGUGGUUCUUUAACUGUUGGGUUAGCGCUUGUCAUUACUUUUAGUAUUGAGUUGUCCACACUACUAUAAUGUCAUCUUGGCAACAUGUGAAAGAAAAUGAAUCGACACAAGCGCAGGAAGAACUGGAGAGAAGCCGACAAAAAAUACAAACAGCUUUAAAAGCUGCAAAAGAAAGAUCAAACAAGAAUUCUAACAGCAAUGAUGACAUCGACACCAAGUUCAACCAACUUCAAAACCUCGGGAUUAAACUCCUUGAUAUUUUACGCGACUCAGGUACGGACCAACAUCCGGAUUGGAUCAACCUCACUGAGCGGAUGUGUCAGCUCCUCUCACCACUAGAGGGCUCUAUGCCAUUCAUGAGUUCAUCAGAAGAACGAGAGAUCAGGAAAAAGGAUCUUCUCACAAAACAAACUAAGAUGAUGGAACUCACUCGAAUAAUUGGAAGGAAAUUAUUGUUUGAAGGGAAACACAAUCAAGCUGUGCCUGCUGCUGUACAAUCACUCAGAUUCAGCAUUGAUGUCCAUGGUCUCAAUUCAGUCAACCUUGUUCCUUCAUAUUUAAUAUUAGCUGAAGCCAGCAUUGGCCUUGGCAAACUAUCCCAAGGAGAUGAAUAUCUUGCACAAGCUGAAUGGACUGUGUUGAAGUCACCAGAUGCCACUGCUGCUGUGAAAUCAAAGCUGUACCGAAACAUUGGAUUACUGUAUGCAGCAAAGGGAGAUUAUGACAAUGCAUUACGCAUGCUCUCUGAAGAUAUAUACCAUGCAAGUAAAGAAUGGGGUACCACAGAUAUCCAUGCAUGUGGGGGGUAUUUUCAUAUGGCCAAUGUCUUCUUCAGACAAAACAAAAUGGACGUCGCCGAUUCCCUUUAUUCACAAGUCACAGACAAUUGGUUUGACUUCCUCAAGGAAUCAGUUCAGCGUAAAAUAGCAAGCCCUGCUGCUACAGGUCUACUUGGUCCAACUGAGAAAGUGGAAUUAGAUGAUGUAGUUAUGCUAGAUGAAGCACAAGAAGCAGAAGCCAUGCAAAUGCUGAACGCUGUGCUUGACAUUCGUGAGCAGUCGCCAAAACAGAACAACCUCUCCAUUGCAAAAGUCUGCCACACACUCAGUAUGUUGUAUUUCCUGCUUAAUGACAUACAAAAGGCACAAGAACUCAGCAGCAAAGCUCAAGACGCUUCUUCCAGGUUGCCUACCAAUGUUGAAACUGUUUCCGUGCCAACUUUUUUAAAACUGUCCCAUGAGAAAAGUACUGUGCGCACGUAAUGUAUUGUUACUAUGUACAAGCUACACCAGAUUGUUGUAUAAAUUGUACUAAUAUAAUUUUUUGACCUUUCAUUCAAUAUUCCAACACAGUCUGUUGGUGAUUAUAUUUAUUGCAAAUGAACAGCAAUAACAAACAACACAAUGUCAGUUAUAAUAAAUAUAUAGCGUGCUUCUUCAAUGGGGGCUACAUGUGCUUUUCUUGUAAAAUAAACUUCUUCUUUCAACGGGA